UUGUCCACCCUGCCAUGAUGUGUUUCACCUGUGCUCAGUAACCCUUGCCUUGCUUGUGUAUCUAGUCUCUGUGCUCCCCAGUCUUCUUCGUCAGUUUAUUGUCGGGUUCUAAAAAGGUAAAUUCUUGCUUUUUGUCCCUAGUUAUUCCUCAGAACUUCCCUUCUUGCUUCUUGGGUUUUAUUUUUGGAUAUUCUGUUUUUGGAGUUUAUGGAUUUUGUUACCUGCCUGCCACCUGCCUACAAACACUGCUUCUUGUUGAUUAAAUUCACAUGUGCUCUCACCUUGGGUCCAGGACUAUACCAUCACCAUGUACUUCCAGCAGUCCUGGAGAGACAAGCGUCUGUCGUACACAGGCAUUCCUCUCAACCUCACCCUGGACAACCGAGUGGCAGACCAGCUGUGGGUCCCCGACACCUACUUCAUUAAUGACAAGAAGUCUUUUGUCCACGGGGUGACAGUGAAGAACCGAAUGAUCAGACUGCACCCUGACGGAACUGUGCUCUACGGUCUCAGAAUCACCACGACAGCUGCCUGCAUGAUGGACCUGCGCAGAUACCCACUGGAUGAGCAGAACUGCACUUUGGAGAUAGAGAGCUAUGGAUACACCACUGACGACAUCGAGUUCUACUGGCAGGGCGGAAGCAACGCAGGCUCUGUGACUGGGGUGGAGAACAUUGAACUCCCCCAGUUCUCCAUCAUAGACUACCAGACCCUCUCCAAGAAGGCUGUGUUUGCUACAGGCUCAUAUCCACGUCUGUCCCUGAGUUUUAAGCUGAAGAGGAACAUUGGCUAUUUUAUCCUACAAACCUACAUGCCCUCCACCCUGAUCACCAUCCUGUCCUGGGUCUCCUUCUGGAUCAACUAUGAUGCCUCGGCUGCCAGAGUGGCCUUAGGCAUAACCACGGUGCUGACCAUGACCACUAUCAAUACCCACCUAAGGGAGACGCUGCCCAAGAUCCCUUAUGUCAAGGCCAUUGACAUUUAUCUCAUGGGUUGCUUUGUCUUUGUCUUUCUGGCAUUGCUGGAGUAUGCCUUUGUCAACUACAUCUUCUUUGGCCGUGGUCCUCACUUACAGAAGAAAGUAGCAGAAAAGGCUGCCAAAACCAACAAUGAGAAUAGGAGCAGAAUGGAGAGCAACAAAGUGCAGGUGGAUGCUCAUGGCAACAUCCUACUGACCAACCUAACCAGUGAGAUGGGUGGAGCAGAUAUGAUGGGAGCUCUCAACGACCCUCGGGCUACCAUGUUCUCUUACGACAGUGCCAGCAUACAGUACCGCAAGCCCAUGACCAGCCGAGACCUGUACGGACGACCGGCCAUUGAUCGGCCAAUGGGCCAUAAGAAGGGCCGCUUGAGGAGAAGGGCCUCGCAGCUCAAAGUCAAGAUCCCUGACCUCACGGAUGUCAACGCCAUAGACAAGUGGUCCCGUGUCGUCUUCCCCAUUGCAUUCACCUUCUUCAACCUAGUCUACUGGCUUUACUAUGUCCACUAGGGUGGCAGUAGUGAGCCUGUGUGGCAGCACCACUGCUAGUGAAAAGCUACCUAGGUCUUGUACAGCAAUGAAAAUAAUCCAUUUAUAUAAAUACUGUUUUGGAAAGAGUAGUACUGGGUGACUUUACAAUGUAAAUACAAUUUAAAACAGAGGUAUAAUAUAAAACAGAGAUAUAAUUUAUAAAAAAAAACCUAUCACUUUUACUGUACUCAUCCAAACAAAAUAGAUAUAGAUAGAAAUAUUAGACACACUAGAGGUAUUGUAUUUCUAAGUCCAAACUUGCCAAAAAGACAUUGGUGACCCCAACAUUAUGGGUAAUGGUCUUUCAUUUGUUCUCUUUUUCUUACCUUCUUCUUUUAUCUCACAUUUUGCAUGUGAAUGCAACACAACAUUUAAUUUGCUUAAAGGUGAAAAAAAAAAACAAGAUAAAGAAGCCCAGUGCAAAAACAGUGGGUAACUGAAGAGGUUUUCACUUGGUUUUGUGACUGAACCUCAGCCAGCUGUUAAAUAGAAGAUGUUUGGGUGAAUGCCAUCAUAAUAAGGUAAUCUUCGUUGGGUUCAAGCUCAGUGCCCUGACUGGGGUAAUGUUUAUGGAGUUGGGUUGUACCAUUGUGUAGAAAUCCUUCUUUGACAGCCAUUUGUGACCUAAUAAACAUGUUACCUUUGCUUUUCAAGAUUUACAUGAUUUUGUUAGGAUUGUGCCAAGUGCAUGUGCAUUUAUCUGCUUUUGCAGUGCAAAACAACAAAUUCAGUUCCCUUCAUAUUGUAUCUAUUAAAAAAGCUUUGCAUGGCUCUACUGGGCCCUUUAUUAUAAUCAUUAUACUGUAUGCUUUUGAACAAUCAUUGCAUUUAAGAUAAGCACAGGGCAGAUAUUAAUUGGAAUUCACACUAAUCUCUCAAACGAAAAAAUUUUAGUCAGAUUUGUACCAACAAUAUUCUCACAGUGUCUGUGAGCAUGUGCAAUGCAAUUUUCUUUAAAGGAAAUCAGGUAAAGACUGACCAAUGAUGUCACCAUGCUUUCAAAACCACAUUCAAAAUGAUAAGCCCUGAUAAAACACGCUGCUCGUGAUGAAAUACCUAGUACCAGUGUGUUGAAAAUAAUGGAUGAAUCCACACUUACAGAAUAGGUUGAUUGAAAUUGAAGGAAGUAUUGUGUCCUUUGCAGUCUCUGGUAUAAUAAGGGAUAUAGUAAGGGUGUGGAGGUUGAGGACAUGGAUGAACAUAUAGAGUCUGACUUUCAUACAGGAGACUGGAGUUUGUAUUCUGUCAAAGACCAACAAAUAAUAUUGUAUACAUUUGUAUCAAGCAAAACCACGAUCUUGGUUUGCUUGACUCUAUCCAAACUCUCACCUUAACUUUAG
Molecule: messenger RNA, 2850 nt
Organism: Paralichthys olivaceus (Japanese flounder)
Lineage: Eukaryota; Metazoa; Chordata; Actinopteri; Pleuronectiformes; Paralichthyidae
Gene: gabrb1
Product: gamma-aminobutyric acid type A receptor subunit beta1
Biological process (GO): chloride transmembrane transport; signal transduction; nervous system process
Cellular component (GO): plasma membrane; synapse; neuron projection
Molecular function (GO): extracellular ligand-gated monoatomic ion channel activity; GABA-A receptor activity; chloride channel activity
Source: RefSeq, a predicted model, not a curated record